Colias croceus (clouded yellow) is the source of this 2576-nucleotide messenger RNA. RefSeq lists its product as uncharacterized. The record is from RefSeq and is a predicted model, not a curated record. NCBI's taxonomy places the organism in Eukaryota, Metazoa, Arthropoda, Insecta, Lepidoptera, Pieridae. The coding region runs from base 169 to 2463 and encodes 764 amino acids. Gene Ontology annotation, molecular function: long-chain-alcohol O-fatty-acyltransferase activity; diacylglycerol O-acyltransferase activity. Gene Ontology annotation, cellular component: plasma membrane. Gene Ontology annotation, biological process: triglyceride biosynthetic process. The transcript has 9 exons.
GUCUACACUCUACAGUCGACACCCACAAGCGACUUGGUACACAGUCGACCGCGGUUGCUCCACGACACACUCUGAAUAAUUUGUUUUGUGAAAACAUUGUGUAAGUGAGUUAAUUGUGUUGUGUUUACAGUAUAAGAUUUUAUCUUCAGUUUAAAUAAUUACUUAAAAAUGAGGAGACAGCCGCUAAGUUUCAGAUCAAGAUUGAGAGAGGAAUUCUAUACAUAUUGUGCUUUCUGUAUUGCCGUGUCUGCUCUGCCUGCACUCGCACUAUCGUAUGUUGUUGUUAGAAUAAGCAAGCACUUAUGGAUAAAGUUACUUGCCAGCAAAUAUCCCAGUUUGGAAUUUAUAAGGACAGACACAGUCCGCUCCUUACUGGACACUCACAGGAACCAGGGAAUUAUCAAUGUUCUGUUAUGCGUUAAAGGUACUCCCAAUAUAGAUGAUAUUAAACUCCAAUUAUAUCAACACGUCAUUGAUAGAAGGAAUCAAAAUGGUGAUCUCAUGUUCCCUCGACUGCGGCAACUCCUAGUGUCUUGUUGGGGCAACUAUGCCUGGGACAAACACGUGCCUUUUAGACCUGAUAAUCAUGUACUAGUAGCCAAUGCAAUUUAUAGAGGGAGACCUGUUACAGAUACUAAUAUACAGGAUUAUAUCAGCGAUAUAAUAUCAAAAUAUUUUCCUAGUGAUCAUCCUCCUUGGCAGUAUAUAAUAAUUUCCUGUGUAUCAACAGAGCCAAAGUAUUACAUACUCAUUCGAGCCCAUCAUUUACUGCUCACUGGGAAAAACUCGCUUAACAUUGGAGAUUUUCUCCUUAUGGAACAACUGCCAAAUCGAUCACUAGACCGUGAUAUCCGACACUUGAGCCCGCUAGCACAACUAUUUCCAACACCGUCCGCUAUUCCAGAAUUAUGGUCAAAGUUAAAUGAGAGCCUAUCAAAUAUAUGGAAUGAGUUCAUUUGUGAAUAUGAUCCGGUAGAAAGCCCUCGGGCCUUGAAAUCAUUACCUGGAGCAUUCCAUGUUGCUGGAUUAGUCUCCAUAUCAGUAGCUAGCGCGUUAAGAGAAAUUUCCAAAAAGAGAUUUCAAGAAAGAAACGGCCCAGCCGAGUUGUCGGCAGCUAAAUUCGUUCUAACCGUGCAAAAAGAAUGCAAACGAAGGAACUUAACUUUUCCAAAGAUAAUUAUUUCACCUCUUGUAACAGUGGACCCUCGGAAGUGGCCAAGAAGAAUGAUAGAUGCAGCAUUGACAACUACGAAAAUUUUUGUAACGCUACCCUUUAGAAUGCGGGAUGAAAUCCUGGCUCUCAAUGAGUUAAAAAAUACAGGACAAGUUCGUCAAACCCAUACGUUGACUUGGAAGUAUGGAGAUUUGAUUCAAUUGUUUGUCAAAGCUGUGGGUGAAACAAUCAGGGGCACGGUAGAAGCGUACAGGGCUCCUCGAAAGUUAUGGACCGAUACCAUUGGAGCUGACGAUGGAAAGCGGCAUUUGUUGCAAACUAUAUCGUUGUGUGGAAGGAAGGUAACCUCAUGGUCCAGACCAGUCCCUCGAGCGAACAUAGACAGAGCGGCCCGAGCUCUCGGAGUAUCAUCUACUGAUAUAGCAUUAUUCGCAGCCACCGAGGCUCUGCGGGCAUUCUUCGAACAGUCCCAAUGUGGUACACCUGAUUCUGUUCUAGUCACUGCAAGAGCCGCUUCAGAAGAUUUUCUAUUUACUUUUGCUGAAGGCAAUGGGAAGAACUAUAAGAAAUCUAAAACUGGAGGAAUGGUCUGUCUAUCUCUACCCGUUGGUGCUACACCACGCCGAAUAGCAUCCGUUGUAGAAGAAGCAUGUAACAGGCAAGUUGCCUUAGCCGGUGCAUGGGCUGCCCAGGCCCGCUGCGGAGCCCUAACACGCUCCGUGCCUUCGCCCUUCGCUAGACUGACUCUUAAUGCACUAUCCAGGAGAUAUGCGGUGUCGUACGCCGAAAUAAAUGCCCCGUUGGACUCGAGGCAACGGAAAACGUUGUGGGGACAAGAAGUGGAUGCUGUUUUGUAUUGGAGACCGCCUCAAGCUAAUAUAAGUAUGUCGCUAACAGUAAUUCAAUACGCCGACACGGUUUGCUUAACCGUAAUGGCCGACGCUCGUCUCACACCUUCACACACGAUACCCACAUCAAGAUGGCCGACAGCAAUCGAACAACUAGUCAACAAAAUCGAUCAACAAAUCGCUCGAAUUGCCGCGCAAGCUCAAGUCACAAUACCACAGACUAUACAACAGAUAGAACCGAGCACUAGUCAAGUACCAGAGAUAAGAGAAUUCAUACCAGAGACUGUUCGUAUACCAGAGAUUAUAGAACCAGAACCAGAAAUAGAAAACGGCAUAGACGAAUCACAGGAAGUCGAAACUAGUCAAGGAACUUUGAUGCCGCCUACAACUUUAGCAGAUAGUCCACCGCCAAUAAGAAGGCAUAGUUUUACGAAUGAAUAAAUUUAAUUUUAAUUAGGAUUGUACCAUUGUGACUUUGGUUUAGACUGUUAUUUAAGUUUGUAUCUAUGUUGUUAUAUUGUAUUUUCAAUGAAAAAUAAAAGUUUUAUUAUAAA